CAGUCCGUGACUUAAAUCAUUUUAUUUUUACAGAUGUGCGAUGAUUCUUCCACCUUAAACCUAAAUCACCAGGUCAAAGGUCAUGCCGGAGCCAUGCUGUGACAGCGGUAUGAAAAGUUUUGCCGUGUAACACUUGUUGAUAAUGAAGUGCCCAGUCAGCUCCACAGCCUCCUCCUGCAGACCAACAAUGGAUGAGGUCACCUUCUGUGAUUAGGAAAUCCUGGACAAGCGUCAAGGGUUAUAACCCUUUUGAGUAAAUAAUGUAAUCCCUCUAAGUAGGAUUAACAUACUGCUGUCAAUCUUUGUUCACCAUUAAGUGGUUACAGUUAUUGUUGGGGUUCUUGUUUCCUUGUUUGAAUCAACACCUGAAAGGACAAGUUAACAUGAGUUAAACUGAUUUUAGACAGUUGUAAAUACUGUCCUGAGAGUUCAAUAUAUUUAUGCACAGAAAUUAAAUCAAAAUUAAUUCCAGUAGCCAUAGUUUUUGGCAACAAUAUUAUGUUGUUGUUUUUUUCAGACAGAUAGUACUGAGGAUUUCAAUCUGUGUCUAAUCUUUCUCCACCUUCACAUGACACGACGUGAGAGCCGAACGAUGAUUGUGGGAUUUAUUUUAGAAGCAGAAUUAUUUAAGACUAGUCACUUGAAAAUGGGAGGAGCCAAAAAGAAAAAGUUCUGGUUCCUCCGUUCCUCUGUUUGAACCCUCAAAUCCAGCGGGACUUCCGCUCUAUGACGUGAAGCACGGUUCCCGAACUGGUAGGGGGUCGUAGAGUAGGCUCUGCUUUAAAAGCCCCCUCUGGAGAUGCUCCAUCACCAGAGUGCACGGCGGCCUCAGUGUUGAACGACCACAGUCUCUGUUUCAUUCUAACCGGAGGUGGAGGAGAGACACAAGUUUGGAACGAAGCGGACCUGCGGCUAAUCGUCCCCAUAAUUUGGAGCUCGCUGAUCGAUGUGGUUUCUUGGAUCAACUUCUCGGGUCACGAUGAUGAUGGAUGAGCGCCUCUCUGCCUCCGCACGCUGCCUCCAGAGCGCAGGAAACGCGCCUUCCACGGUCCACAGCAUCGAGGCCAUACUGGGCUUUAAGGUGGACACGGUCUUCCACGGGUCGGCGCCCUACAGCGGCGUGGGCGAAGAACUUCUCCUGAAGGAUGCUGAGCAGAACCAGAGCGUGACACCGGCGAAGAAGAGUCAGUUCGCAGAAAGUUUAGACAGUGUGUGCGGCGCCAGCAGCGCAUCCGAAGCCUCCGUGUGUCCGGAUUCUCCGGACGGAGACGAAGGCAAACUGUCCGACGACGAAAACCCGAAGAAGAAGCACCGUCGGAAUCGAACCACGUUCACCACCUUCCAGCUGCACGAGCUGGAGAGAGCGUUCGAGAAGUCGCACUAUCCAGAUGUGUACAGCAGGGAGGAGUUGGCCAUGAAGGUCAACCUGCCCGAGGUCCGGGUGCAGGUGUGGUUCCAAAACAGACGGGCAAAGUGGCGACGGCAGGAGAAGCUGGAGGUGAACUCCAUCAAGCUCCAGGACACCUCCUCCUCCUGCCUCCUCUCUUUGAGCCACCCUCCCUCAGGCACACUGGGCUGUGGUCUUCAGCUGGACCCUUGGCUGUCCUCACCCAUCAACAGCUCCACCUCCCUGCAGUCCCUCCCUGGAUUCAUUGGUGGCUCUCCCCUCCAGGGCACGUACAACUCUUCCCCUCCUCCUCCUCCACCUCCUUCCUCCAUACCUUCCUUGUCAGCCCCUUUCCUCAACUGCCCGGCCCUGGGACAGAGCCCUCACCUGCCCCAUAUUGGAUCUAUGUGCCCUCCACCCUCUGCGUACCAGUGUUCCGCUGACCCGAGGAACUCUAGUAUCGCAUCGCUGCGGAUGAAGGCUAAGGAACACAUUCAGUCGAUGGGAAAGACCUGGUGAUGGACGUUGGUUUUAUCUCCAUGAAGCGACGUCAUCGCCUGCGUGAGAAAACUGAGUACAUUGUUGAUGUGUAGCAGCAUUGACCUCGUUGACCCCUAAACAAGGGUUCGACACAUACUGAGAAUUUACUGUUGUUUUUCUGUCCUGCCGUCGUCACCACAGACUCCUUCAGUUUCUCACUUCCUUCAGACCAGUUUCUGUCUUAACCCAGGUUUAUGUUCAUCCAUUUCUAACCAUCUGUUUGUAUUUAUUCCACCGUUGCCAAAAGAGCACUCUGUAUCAAGGUGUGUGUUUAAUGAAAUCAUUAUAAGUCCUCUUUUUACAAUAAAAAAUGUUUUCCAGUGAAACUGACAACAGCAAAUGCCUAUUAAUUGAAUGGUAUUGUUUGUUUGUUUUUAGCAGAUUUUAAUUAUAAGGGAAAAAACUAGAUUUUCGUACACUUUUAAAGGAAAGAACAUGAACUACAUGUCACUGUGACACAGCACAUCACUGCACACAACAAAAGAUGACUUUAACCCAUCGCCACAGUCAGCAGGGGGCAGCUCAGGACCUCAGUGGUAACUUGGCAGCUGGUGAACUCGAACCUGAAACCCUCCGGACCCAAGCCCUGACCUAGAAAUGUCAAGAAUUUACCUACUGUUCAAAGAGCUGAAACUGAAAGUUUCCCUUUCAGGACACAACAUCCAAAUCUGUUCAAUUCCACCACAAAUAAUUUAUCAUUUUUUUCAUUCACACCUAAUAACCGUAACCGUCAUCCCCGGUUUAAACACAACAUUAUCUGUAUCACAGCAGUGAUUUCUCAACAUGUAUCCAUGCCUUUCAUCACACAGAGGAAGAGCUGAUGUCGAUGGUGAAGACGACGAUGACA
Messenger RNA from Cynoglossus semilaevis (tongue sole), 2774 nucleotides. It is a transcript of the gene rax, whose product is annotated as retinal homeobox gene 3. Bases 947 to 1906 code for a protein of 319 amino acids. Gene Ontology annotation, molecular function: RNA polymerase II cis-regulatory region sequence-specific DNA binding; DNA-binding transcription factor activity, RNA polymerase II-specific. NCBI's taxonomy places the organism in Eukaryota, Metazoa, Chordata, Actinopteri, Pleuronectiformes, Cynoglossidae. Gene Ontology annotation, biological process: positive regulation of transcription by RNA polymerase II. The record is from RefSeq and is a predicted model, not a curated record. The transcript has 3 exons.